Messenger RNA from Funneliformis geosporum, 695 nucleotides. Lineage: Eukaryota; Fungi; Glomeromycota; Glomeromycetes; Glomerales; Glomeraceae. The record is from the annotation of a GenBank genome assembly.
UACACCUGAUGGCAUUUGUAUAGUUGCAUUUGUAAAAGAGCAACAGCAAUCUUUAUUUUCAGAAGUUGAAUCAUCAGAAAUUACUCGACAAAAUCAUGUCGAUGGCACGCCACAAAAAAGUGAUGAAUCCCUCAAGCAUAGAGUUAAUUUAUACAGCAUGUAUAUUUUAUACAGAAUUUGGAAACCAGCAAAUAAAGUUGUUGGAAUGCCCUCAAGUAUGCAAUCCUUGAAAUAUUUUAAAUUUACUAUAUUACAAAACCGUCAAUUUUAUCUUACAACAAUUGACAUCAAUAAUGGUGUUUCACAAGCAUUAAUCGUUAAAAAUUCAUCUUCAGAUGAUCAUCCCGAUAAAUCAUCCGUUCUUGUUGACACUGGAAAAAGAAUUGAUGAUCCGAUAGUCAAAUGUUCUGAAAUUUUACACGAUUUUAAUGAGUCUGUUGAAGUAUUGCUAGAUUUUGAUGUUAAAUUAUAUGACGAACAUGAACCUUUUCGUCGUGUUUCACGUGUUCAAGAAUGGUUUACUCAAAAUACUGCUAAGUCUCACAAAACUAUAGCGAAAUUAUUAAUGGAAAAUAUGCAAUGGAGCAAGAAACAAGAAAUUGGACAUGGUGGUAAACGUUUAUGUCAAUCGUCACGUCAUUAUUGUGGGAAGGCAUGUUCCUUACAGAAAAGUGAUUAUCACUGUCCUAAUAAAU